AUGCCAGGAACACCGUCUAGUCUCGGAUGCGACGGGUGUCGCAGACAAAAGAAAAGAUGCGACCAAGCGAAACCUACAUGUGGAAGAUGUAGACGCGUUGGAAUAUCAUGUGUUGGAAAUGGUGUCAAGAGAUGGAAAUUUCAUUCUUCUUUUCAAAGUGAAAACAGCAACGAACAAAGCCUCAUAUCAUCUCCAAGAAGAAGCCCAAGCAAUGCCCAAACCAGGAUAUCAUCCUCGCUAGUCCAUAUCCUCCAGACCGAAGACUGCCGCUUUGACAUUCGUGCAUUCGGCGGAAAACUCAUUCCAGAACUGGUGGCUCAGAUCGGGUGCAAUGCGGCACUUGAUUCAUGUGUAGCCGCUAUGGUCACGCUUUAUAGAUCUCAACAGUGUCCAAGUUUGAGAGUUGAAGGGUUGACACACUACGGAGAAGCUCUGACAGCUACGAGUAAAGCGAUUGUUGAUCCGAAGGAACCCAUCAUGAUGAAGAUGCAAGUGGUUUCGGUCAUGUUUGUGUGUCAUUAUUGGAUUGAUCGUAAAUCAGUCGAAAAACAUCGUGAGAUAAUAUCAAUUUUAUUCCGGGAAGCUGUUUUGAAAAAGCAACUAGACGAUCUUGAGCCAUACAUGGUUGGAUUGACACAGUUAGCAGUCAUGGCAAGCUUCUUGAAUCCUCGGUUCGAGCUAGGGCCGUGGUUCUGGGAAGCAUGUGAAACAAUAGGCACUCCUCGACCUGUCAAGUAUCACCAAGGAAGCUUCAUCAGCCUAGAGUCUGGCACACUAGCUGAGGUUUCCAUUUUUAUGCGCUCACCAAAGAAGCAUCUCCACCAACUACAAUGUAUUUACAACGUUAUUCAAUUCGAGAUGCCAAAAGUUCGACGACUCAUUUCACUGGCGACGACGGCAGCAGCAGCACCCAACGCACAAGCUAUGUCAAAAAGAGUUUGCAGUUCAUACAGAUUUGCAUACGCGAUACUCCUCGCCAUGACAGCAGUAAUCAACCACACUCUUCAAAUAUGGGAUAAGAACCUAAGUCUUGUUGGAGAUGUACACGAUUGUGUUGAUGAGUCUAUUACUCUCGUGCAGCAAUGCGAGAGUGCUCGUCCAUACGGGGCCAUGUUUGUACCGGAAUUUCUUACUAUGGUCUAUGCGGCGGCAACGGAUGGAUACCGGAAUGACGAAAUGAUGAGUAUACUACUGGAUUAUGAGAGCGAUUGUAUCGGAGCCGAUUAUUUGGGACAUGCUUUGUCGGUUAGGGAACGGCUUUUUGCAAUGGAGAUGCAGGAGACAACGGAAGAGAUUCAGCAGGAACUGAGUACGGAUCUUGGCGCAGAAACGCAGAUCAUGACAGAGGAGGUUGAACAAGAUUAUCAGGCAGCUAGUGAGUGUAUAAUACUAUAG
Messenger RNA from Fusarium venenatum, 1395 nucleotides. RefSeq lists its product as uncharacterized. Gene Ontology annotation, molecular function: DNA-binding transcription factor activity, RNA polymerase II-specific; zinc ion binding. The record is from RefSeq and is a predicted model, not a curated record. NCBI's taxonomy places the organism in Eukaryota, Fungi, Ascomycota, Sordariomycetes, Hypocreales, Nectriaceae. Gene Ontology annotation, biological process: regulation of DNA-templated transcription.